AAUCUCAUCAAAUGCAAAAACACUACUGAAGCAUUCGCCGGCUAAAACCCUUGAGUUCCAAAACCCUGAAGAAAUGCUCCGGUCAAUACUCCGGUCAGCCGCUACGGCGGCGAAAUCCCAUCCCACCACCGGAGACAUCCGUAUACCGGCAGCAAUCUCAGCAUAUUCUAAGGUCUCUUCUUCCAGAACCUUCGCGACAAGCACACACCCGAAGAAACCCAACUUCAGACCGGAUAUAAAACACGAAAAUGCUGCAGCAGGUGCCAAAGCUGCUGAAACGCUCAAUAAGGAUCUUCGUGCACGCGCUCUCAAAGAAGACGAGAAGGAUAAAUCACUGGAUAUAGGUCCAGAUGGUCGUCCACUAUUCACUUCCGCAGCUUCUAUUUCUGAGCUUACCAAAAAAGAUACAUGUACUUACAUGAAAUUCAGGAGGGAAGAGCUGGAUAGAGUUUUGCCGGAGGGUUUACCAGUGGGGAUGCUUAAGGAAUUUGGUGACUCUAUGAGAGAUGCAUUGCUAAUACGCCAGAGUUUUCUGGAUCUUCGAGAUAAUUUUAGAAUGGUUGUUGAUCCUACUUCGCAAUCUAAUACUAAAGGUCUCAAAGCUCGAAAGCAAGUUGUAUUAGAUGGGCCUGUGAGUUCUGGUAAGAGUAUUGCCCUUGCAAUGCUUGUUAAUUGGGCACGUGAUGAAGGUUGGCUAGUUCUUUAUGUUCCUAAAGGCCGAGAAUGGACUCAUGGAGGCUUUUUCUAUAAAAAUCCUAAAACAGGAUUAUGGGAUACUCCUGUGCAAGCAGCAAAUGUUCUCCAGGAUUUCUUGAAGUAUAAUAAGGAUCACCUCCAAAAAGUACCCUGCAAAAUUUUUGAACCUAUUCCAUUGGGAGAGGGAGCUGGUGUUGGAUGGAUGAAGGGUGCUGAUGUGGUACAAAUACCAGAAGAUUAUACUCUUCUUGACCUGGUUCAGGUCGGGCUUAAUUCGACUCACGCAGCUGUUGGGGUGCUAGUUCGUUUGAGGGAAGAAUUAUCCCUUGUCAAGGACGUGCCUGUUCUUAUUGUCGUUGAUCAAUACAACAGUUGGUUCACAUUCAGCGAGUAUGAGGAGCCAGUAACUGUUCGUUCUUGCCGACCUAUUCAUGCUAGAGAACUUGCAACUGUGAAUGCAUUUAGGUCCAUGAUUCAUGACAAUAUGAUGGUGGGUGCUUUCUCGCAUUCAACUGCUGUAGGGAAGCUGCGUAAAGACUUGCCAGAUGUUCCUGCAGAUGCUCGCGUCAAUUUCCCACGUUAUAGUGUGGAUGAAGCUGCAUCAGUUUGUCAUUACUACCUGAGACAACGACUCAUUCAGCGUGAGGCAUUUACAGAACAAAGCUGGAAGAAAAUCUAUUAUCUUUCAAAUGGAAAUGGCGCAGAAAUGAGAUGGCUGGUUCCUUUCAUGAGAUGAACCACAAAGAAUCGAUCUUCAACAGAUAACUUUGAGAUUUUAACCUGUAUUGCAUCUGUUAGUGCUCUGUGAAUCCGGUCAUUCUCAGCAACAAAUAAUCUGGCUGCUUUCUUGACCAACUCUCUAAGUGAGGUUUACUUCUUGAAAUUUUGCUCUGUACUCUAGGCUAGCUUAGGCGUAUACUGCCUGUGUUUGUAUGCUUUGAUAUCCAGAACGUAACCGCAGAUUCAUAUAUACAUCAUUACACUGGGCUAUUGUUCUUUCCAGUUUCUUUUGCUUGUUUUUCUGACCUGGUGUAUUUAUUCAAUAAUGUUGUAAUUGCGCAAUACAUUAAACCUUUCGAAUUUUUAGGCUUUAUCCUUA
Messenger RNA from Solanum pennellii, 1795 nucleotides. RefSeq lists its product as uncharacterized. Gene Ontology annotation, cellular component: mitochondrial small ribosomal subunit. The record is from RefSeq and is a predicted model, not a curated record. The transcript is spliced from 7 exons. Bases 74 to 1432 code for a protein of 452 amino acids. Lineage: Eukaryota; Viridiplantae; Streptophyta; Magnoliopsida; Solanales; Solanaceae. Gene Ontology annotation, molecular function: structural constituent of ribosome.